AUGGCAGGUGCAGCUGUCAAGAAGGUUUCACAGCCUCGAUCAUCGAAAUAUCUCAGAGCAUUUAUUCUGGUAUUGUGUUUGUUAGGGUUGUGUAUCUCUAUUUUUGGAUUGUAUAUUGAGAUUCUCAAGGAGAAGAACCCGAACUAUGUUCCUUUCUGUGAUAUAAAUUCCUAUAUCGCAUGUUCCAGGGCCUUAACUUCCAGAUAUGGCAAGGGAUUUGGUUUAGUGGACAAGUUCCUCUCCAACACCAGCAUUCUCAACCAGCCAAACACAGUGUAUGGGAUAGCAUUCUACACAUUCCAGGCAACACUCAGUUUGAGCUCAUCAUCUUCAGCUGCUGUUGUACAAACUGCUGGCAGUGUUUUGGCCAACAUAGGAUCCGUAUACCUGGGCUACAUUCUCUAUUAUAUCAUCAGGGACUUCUGUUUGGUUUGUGUUUCAACUUACGUAGUGAACUUCCUCUUGCUUAUCGCAUGCAUAGCUAGACUGAGAACUGCUGUGGCCGAAGAUAUAAAGAAAACUGUCAGGAAGAAGAAAUAA
Messenger RNA from Candidula unifasciata, 540 nucleotides. The record is from the annotation of a GenBank genome assembly. Lineage: Eukaryota; Metazoa; Mollusca; Gastropoda; Stylommatophora; Geomitridae.